CAGCCGGCGAUUCCCCACCACCACCCGCUGAUCUUCGAGUAUUACCAAUGGGGUCCCCUGUCAGCUCCUGCACACUGCUUUGAAUGGCUCUGCUGUGCAGAGCCAGUGUAUAGCACACACACUCACAUAGUAAAACAGCACACAGCACACAACUAACCUUUUGAUCACCCCACAUGUUAACCCCUUCCUGCAUAGUGCCAUUAGUACAGUGUCAGUGCUUUUUAUUAGCACUGAUCACUGUAUUGGUGUCACUGGGGUUAUCAGUGACACCAAGUCAGUUCCCCCCAGUGUCAGAAUGCCCACUGCAGUCCCACUAUAAGUCGCAG
This is a messenger RNA of Staurois parvus, 326 nucleotides long. The record is from the annotation of a GenBank genome assembly. NCBI's taxonomy places the organism in Eukaryota, Metazoa, Chordata, Amphibia, Anura, Ranidae.